Serendipita indica DSM 11827 is the source of this 717-nucleotide messenger RNA. The record is from the annotation of a GenBank genome assembly. Lineage: Eukaryota; Fungi; Basidiomycota; Agaricomycetes; Sebacinales; Serendipitaceae.
AUGGCCAGCGUCAAGCUUGCAACGCUUGCGAUUCGUACAAUUGCAAAACCUAUCUCCGAGCAGCUCAAGACCUACGCAAGAUCGAACCAAAGAUUUCGAACGUUUUGUAUUAGCCUCGCUCAGGCUCUAUGGCGAACUGAAAUUCGAUUUCGAGAGACGAUGCUCGGUCAGACCCAUAGCGAAGUCAAACCUCUAAACGACGCAAAAGCAAUACAGAACGGUUCCAACUUCCUGGCAGAAGGCUUCCUGUUCUCGGUAGCAGCAGGUUUGAUCAUAGCAGAGACGUGGAGGUCAUCGAGAAAUCAGUCAAAACGAAGAGAUGGUGUCGAUGAUCGCUUAGAGGCACUCGAAUCAAAGAUGGGUGAGCUCACCGUCGCAGUCAAUGCGCUCAAUGAGCACCUGGAGAGCUUGGGAACGGACAUUCGUGUAGAAACGACGAGAAACGACGAACUCUCGAGGGUUCUGCUGCGCGUUGUAGAGAUUGGGCUACGAGGGGGGUGGGCAGAGUUUGAGCAAAAUCCUAUUCAGCUUCCACAACCUGAUGUGGACAAAUUCAAACCUGCCUCUGUGCAAACAGCAACUGGUCCGACCAAGCUAUCCGCGUUGAUCGAUUACUAUAACAAGUCUCGAGCAGCGCUGGACGCAGAAUCGACUUCAUCGGAUCCAAAGGCUGGGACAGGAACCACCGAAGAUGAAUCGGGGCGCGGCAGCCGAUGA